UUUCUUUUCUUUCUUUUCCUUGUUUCCGUUUUCCUCUAUUCUUUUGUUACAGAUCAAGAUGAAGUUCGUCAGUACCUGCUUCAUUGCUGCUGCCUUGUUCGCUGUCACCUCGGCUCAAAAACCUAUCGUUUCUGUCACAUCGCCUUUGUCAGGCACUAAAUAUAAAGCCGGAUCAGAAGCCAUCAUCUCUUGGAUCAACCCUGCCGUACCAAAUAUCCCACAAAUCGUUUUGGCCAGAGGUCCGUCGUCCGCACUACAACCUGUGAUGACCAUUGCACAAAACGUCAAUGCCGCUGACGGAAAAUACGUCUGGAAGAUCCCUCUCGAAAUCGAAAACGGUGAUGAAUAUGCUUUCGAAAUUGGUCAAUCACCCGAUCUGGCAUUUGCAGGUCCAUUCACCAUCGAGGGAGGUGUCGGUGGCACAUUGCCAGCGUCGUCAAAUGGAGGUUCAUCGUCGACUUCCAACAAUGGCAUGCCCGUCGGCGGUUCGCCUGCCAAUGCCAACAGCAAUUCGGCCGCCACGCCGGCUGCCCCUGCCAGUAGCGCGCGAGCUAAUCAAGCCGCCGCUCGUCCUUCCGGAUCCAACUCGGCUUCCUCCGUAGCUACCCGUUCAUUUGCUUACGUUCAAAUGAUGACAGUGGCGGGUGUGGCUGUGGUCGCAGCAGCUCACAUCCUCUAAAAAAUCCGUAAUUUGCUUCUUGUCAUUGUUUUUUGAUUCACUAAUGUUUCUUUGAUUUUCCUUUCACCAUUCUUGUUUUCUGUAUCAGGACCAUACAUUUGAUCUUACCAAAGGUCAGCACUUUCUGCUUCCAUCGUCUUUUCUUCGUUCUAUCUCUCUCGAGUUUUGUUUUGUGUUCUUUUUCUUCUUUUUCAUCUAUAACCAUAGUACACAAUAAAAUUACGCAUAGUUACUCUUGCUUCAUGAGCACAGGAAAAAGUCCAACG
This is a messenger RNA of Radiomyces spectabilis, 945 nucleotides long. RefSeq lists its product as uncharacterized. The transcript is spliced from 2 exons. The record is from RefSeq and is a predicted model, not a curated record. The coding region runs from base 59 to 679 and encodes 206 amino acids. Lineage: Eukaryota; Fungi; Mucoromycota; Mucoromycetes; Mucorales; Radiomycetaceae.